Messenger RNA from Hyaena hyaena (striped hyena), 1861 nucleotides. RefSeq names its product complement factor H-like. The transcript is spliced from 10 exons. The record is from RefSeq and is a predicted model, not a curated record. NCBI's taxonomy places the organism in Eukaryota, Metazoa, Chordata, Mammalia, Carnivora, Hyaenidae. The coding region runs from base 1 to 1671 and encodes 556 amino acids.
AUGGAGCAAACAAAACAGUGUUCUACACCUCCUCAACUCCUUAACGGAAAAGUUAAAGAAACAGAGAGAGAAAACUAUGAACACAGUGAAUUGGUGGAAUAUGUGUGUAAUCCUAGAUUCCUGAUGAAGGGUUUUAAUAAAAUUCAGUGUGUUGAUGGACAAUGGACAGACUUGCCGAUUUGUAUUGAGGUGGAGAGUACAUGUGGAGAGAUACCUGAACUUGAAUAUGGGUACGCUAUUGAGACUUCUAAUCCUCCCUAUCACCAUGGAGAUUCAGUGGAGUUCAGUUGCAGAGAAGAAUUCACAAUGAUUGGAAACAGAUCAAUUACAUGUAUAAGUGGACUAUGGACCCAACUUCCUCAGUGCAUUGCAACGAAUGAACUUGAGACGUGUGAAUACAGCUUAACUAUACGUGAGGCAAAUCCAUUACAUAAGACCGAAUUUGAUCAUAAUGAGAACAUAAGUUACAGAUGUAAAGGAAAACUAGAACAGAAACACUCAACGUGCAUUAAUGGAAGAUGGGAUCCUAAACUAAGCUGCACAGAAGUACAAAUGCAGUCAUGCCCACCUCCACCUCAGAUUCCCAAUGCUCAGAGUAUGUCAACGACAAUAAAUUAUCGGGAUGGAGAAAAAGUAUCUGUUGUCUGUCAGGAUGGUUAUAUAACUCAAGAUGAAGACAAAAUCGAAUGCAAAGAUGGAAGAUGGCAGUCGAUACCACACUGUGUUGAAAAAAACCCAUGUCCUCAACCACCUCAGAUAGAACAUGGAACCAUCAAAGCAUCUAAAUUUUCAGAAGAAAUGGAUGCAACAUUGAAACCUGUGGUUUAUGCACAUGGCACCAAAUUAAAUUAUGCUUGUGAGGAUGGUUUCAAGAUAUCUGGAAAAGAUGAGAUAAUGUGCCACAUAGGAAAAUGGAGUUCUCCACCUCGGUGUGUAGGACUUCCUUGUGCGCCACCACAUUUGAUUCCACAUGGGAUUCCAUCUCCUGUAUCAGACAGUUACCAAUAUGGAGAAGAAGUAACAUACAGAUGCACCGAAGGUUUUGGGAUUAACGGACCUGCACUUAUAAAAUGUUUAGGAGGAAAAUGGUCCCAACCACCAGAAUGCAAAAACACGGAUUGUUUCAGCUUACCCGACUUUGGUAAUGCCAUACCCAUAGGCCAGCCGAAGGCAUUCUAUAGGACAGGAGAAAAAGUGACUUAUAAAUGUCCAAGUCAUUACCUUUUGGAUGGACCAAAUACUGUACAGUGUAUUGACAGCCAAUGGAUAGGAAAGCCAAUAUGCAGAGACCCUAGAGAAAAAUGUGGGCCCCCUCCACCCAUUGACAAUGGAGACAUGACCACCUUCCCCAAAUCGGAAUAUGACCCAGGAUCGUCAGUUGAGUACCAGUGCCAGUCCUUGUAUGUGCUUAAGGGAAACAAGAUCAUAACGUGCAGCUAUGGGCAGUGGUCCACACCACCAAAGUGCUUGGAUGUAUGUAUAAUAUCAGAAGAUGUCAUGGAAAGACAUAACAUACAAUUUCGAUGGUCUUCUACGAAAAAAAUGUAUGCCCCAACAGGGGAUUCUGUUGAAUUUCUAUGUAAACCUGGAUAUCAGACAGAACAUCCAUUGCGAGUAACCUGUUGGGAGGGAAAUCUGACCUAUCCUGUUUGUGUUAAAAGCAAUGGUUAGAUACAUUCCUAAAACUAAAACAUGUACAUUUAUUCAGAAUUUUUCAUAAUCCAAUUCUCAUAUUUUUUUGUCAAGUGUUGUUUAACUCAUUUAUAUUCAUAAACCAGAAUUUGUGUUAAAUAUUAUAUGGAUGAUGUAAUUUAAUCUGAGAGAUGAAUAAAUCACAUCUUACAAACUUGGCAAGCCACAA